Molecule: messenger RNA, 4182 nt
Organism: Symbiodinium sp. CCMP2456
Lineage: Eukaryota; Dinophyceae; Suessiales; Symbiodiniaceae
Source: the annotation of a GenBank genome assembly
AUGGCUUCCUGGCUGACGGGGCGUGUCGCUUCAUUGGUGAAGGAACCCCGGCAGGCUUUGCCAGCUGCCGAUGAAGCGCAGCAGACGCUGGAGCAGAGAGCGCGCGCUCUCACAUCACCUCACAGCGCUGCCUGGCUGCUGUCACACUGGCUGGAGCAAUGCAACAGCUCGGAGGUUUACGUGCAGUGCCAGGGCUCUAGCGGCUCCCAAGGAGGCGCUCGAACCUGGCAGCUCUCCUUCCAGCAGGUCCUGCUGAGAAGCUCCGCCUUUGAACUGGUGCUGGAGGUUUGCGCCAAAGUUCCAUCGGUCCGUGAGGCCCUCACGCCAGGCCCUGCCGCCGCCUCGGCAUUGCUCGAGCAAAGCAAGUCUUUACGGCAGGCGCUGCACGGCAUGGCGGAGCGCUUGCUGCUCCCUGGUGCUCUUGAGGUGUGGCCAUCGCUGUUUGACGCCUUGCUCUCGCGAGAUGCAGCGGGUGCCUUGCCCUGGGAUUCCUGGGCCCGGCGCCUCGUCGCGGCCCUGAAGAAGCCUUGGCGACUGGAGUCACUUUGGCCGCAGCUUCGCCGCUGGGACACUGCGGCUGCCGAGGAGCUCGGAGGUUCAGACACUGCCAGCUCCACGACGCUGAAGGCAACAGCCGCAGGUGCGCAGGGACUCUCCAAGCAGGGCAUCCGAGCAGAGCUGAUCCGAAGGCGCUUCCCGCAGCUUGCUUUGGAAGCCGGUCGCUUGCGGUCCCGCAGCGAGGCUUUGUGCGACGGCUUGGAAGCGCUGAGGACCGUUGAUGGCAUGGGUGGUGUGAGCUGCAAGGAGAUCGAGCAGCUGAUCCAAGAUGCGAGCCUGGCAUUGGACUCCCUUGACUGUGGAGUUCAGGGCUCCCGUGACGAAGCACGUCAGCUGGGCCAGGCUUUGUCUGAUGCUGGCAGUGCUGUCCAGCGUCAGAUGGCAACCGUCAUGCUGACACAGGAGACCUUUGUCGCUCGUCGUGGCCAGCUGCAGAACGAGAAAGAGCAGCUUGCAAAGCGGCUGCAGGAGCUGGACGCCGAGGUCACGCAGCUUGAUCAAGAGGCGAGUCGUUGCAAUCAACAGAUUCGGCAGCUUCAAGCUCAGUUCAGCCACAACACCAGUCACUACGAUGGACUCCUCGGGGGCAGCGCGGCCUUUUCGGAGGAGCUUGGCGACCGCAAAGCCAAGGCCAUGGCGUUUCGCGACUGCGCUGCUGCAGCUUUGAAUGUGGCGAAAGCAGCCGAGGCCAAGCAGCGCGCGGAGCUCGAAACCCAGCGCAGGCGCCGGGCCUCCGACCUGCGCCGGCAAGUCGCGGCUUACGUACGCAAGGAGCGGACUCGAUUGCAAGCAGCUGCGGAAUUCGCCGAGCUGGUGGCAGGUGCCCAGCCAGGCCGUGGGACCGGGACGAACCCGGUGCCGCGGGAGCCGAGGGAUGCAGCGGAGGAGCUGAUGGAGGCGACCGUGCUCGCUCAGGAGGUCUGGCGGUCCGUGCAGGUGUUGUUGCAGCGCGUGGAUGCCUUGGGCGAGAACAGAGCAGAUUCAGAGGUGAUUGCUUCAUCAUCAGAGAUGCUGGCAAGCAGCGCUGAAUCACAGGCCUUCUUCCUCAAAGCAGCCGAGGAGGACCUCUGCGUGUGCGCCGAUUGCUCCGCUUUGGGGUCUGAGUGGGCUUCCGUGUCCUACGGCAUCUACCUCUGCGUAGACUGUGCCGGGCAGCACCGUGGCCUGGGCGUCCACCUCAGCUUCGUGCGAAGUUUGGCCAUGGAUCGCUGGACGCCAUCCCAGCUCCGACGCAUGGAGCUUGGAGGAUCGCUCCGCUUUCGGGACUUCUUGGCACCUUUCGGCCUUUGCGACUCCUCGGACUCCUCGCUCCAUGCACGCUAUUCGUCCCGGGCCGCUUCCUUCUACAGGCGCCGUUUGGACGCGGAAUGCCGUGGCCAAGCUUUCGGCGACGUUCCGCCAUCGCGUGAAGAGGGGCGUCAGAUCGCCGACCCAGCGACGUUCACGGCAGAAGAGAUUGAAACCGCUACAGACGGUGAAGGUGAGUCUUUGGCUGCUGAGCGCCAGCAACUCGAGGAGUUCGACUCGAGCAUUCAUCUGGUGGAGGAGGCAGUGCACCAGCUGCUGAAGGAGAGGGGAGUGGACAGGCCUUUUGGGAAGUUGCGUUUUCGCCACGUGCCCCGCGCUCUUGCGGCGAGGUCGCUGUGGUCUCUGAAGGAGAUCCGAUACUCCUUAGUUGGAAAGUUCAUUACAGCCUCUGGCUUGGUUGCGAGGAUAGGGGUCGUCAAGGCCGUGGCCGCAACUCGGUCGUUUCAGUGCGCUGCUUGUCGGCGCAGUUUCUCGGUGGCCUCGUUGGGGACGCUUGGACACGAGGCUCCACACUGCCCAGGAGGCGAUGGGCUUUUCUGUGGCUCUACGGAUUUGCAGGAGCUUGGAGGUACGAUGAUCGACUAUCAGGAGAUUCGGCUUCAAGACGUGGUGCCAGGGAGCGUUGGCACAACGUUGAAGGUCAUUCUGGUGGCUGAUCUUGCGGGCAGUGCAGUGCCUGGUGACAUUGUGGUCGUAGGCGGCAUCCUGCGGGCCAUUUGGCCUCGUUCCAGGGGGGCGGCUGAGCUUGUCCUGGAUGCCUCAGACGUCCGCCAUUCGAAGGAGGUGCCCUCACGGUCGCGUUCACUUUUCCUGGGAGCGCCCAGCGAUGCGAUGGCCCAGCGCGCGGAGCUCCUGCGCAGCGUGGCGCCAAGCCUCCAGGGCCUCGAGGUGCCGAAGCUGGCCCUGCUGCUGGCGUUGGUGGGAGCUGGUCCCUACAAUCCACCUGUGGCCGGGGAGGUGGAGAGGUGGUCCCGCUUCAUGCCGGAGGAUGAGAACGAUGCGACUUCACCCAUGGGGAAGAACGGCAUCCAAGAAGCCAAGAUGCGGCUUUCAACCCACCUCCUUUUCGUCGGAGAUGCGGCAACUGGAAAGACCAAGCUUAUCGAAGCGGCUGCGGAUCUUUCCGCACAUGGAGUUUGCUGCAGUGCCAUCGGAGCCACACGUUCUGGGCUUACUGUCGCAUGCGUCCGAGACGGUGCAGGGUGGAGCCUUGAGGCGGGAGCUUUGUCGCUGGCUGAUGGUGGAAUUUGCUGCAUAGAUGAGUUCCGGCAUCUUGCUGCAGAAGAAAAGGCAGCCCUCUACGAGGCCAUGGAGCAGCAGACCAUUUCGGUGGCGAAGCCUGGGCUCACCUGUCGUUUGAGGGCCCGUUGCAGCGUCGUUGCGGCACAGAGCUGGGCGGAUCCUGACGGAGCUUCUUUGAUUCAGGUCACCGGGCUCCCGGCUCCGCUGCUCAGCCGCUUCGACCUGAUCCUCGGGCUCCGAGGAGCCAGGACGAGAGAUGAGGAGCUUGCGGAGGCCAUCCUGGGAGCAGGUGACCCUACGGCCGUUGGCCAGGCCUUGCGUUUCCAGACCUUGAAGGACUUCGUUGCCGCCGCUCAAGAAUGCGUGCUUCGGGAUUCGCCGGAUGACAGUGCUCGCAAAGUCUUGGAGACUUACUACCAGAAGCUUCGAGGACCCGGCCUCGGGCGCUCGUCGGGGGAGGUCAGCGUGACUGCUCGAAGCCUCGAAAGCUUGAUCCGCCUGUCCCGCGCACAUGCGCGCUUGAUGCGGCGACACGGUUCCGUGCAGCUGCAGGAUGCUGUCGCUGUGGUCUUCUUGCAUCAGGUGUGUUGGAGGAGCCACUCUCCAGAUUCCAGCCAGGUUCUUCUUUCGGAGAACAGCUUUGGUGGACCGCUCUGCCCGGCACACAUCCGGCGCUUAGAUAUGGGCAGUGACAUCACCUCUGGCACCGAUUAUGAGGUGGUCGAAGGUGCUGUCUUGUGGAGUCUUGGCCUCGAGAAGGAUCCGAAGACUCGUGAGCUGCGCGAAGCGCGAGGCCGGGCAGGCCGGGCUGUGCUUCGAGACCCCGAGGCGAUGCUUGGGGCUUCAAAUUGUGGCGAGUCGACCCGGAUGCCCCAUGCGGUGAUGGCAAUUCCUGCUGUGCCGAGCAGUUGGACAGGGCAUUUUGCACAGCUCCAAGAAGAGGCGGAGGAGGAGGAGGAGGACUUGCCCUGGUUCCACAGCCCCAGGCACCCUGGAAGCAAGCGGAGCCUGAGCCACGAGGAUGUCUUCAGAGAAGUGUUUCCAGACACCUGGUUUGCGCCUGCAUGGAAUUAA